AUGGCUACUGCAACGGUAACGUCAACCCAGACGAACAACGGAACCCUCGAAUUGCACGGUGGAUCACCGUCCAAGCUACCAAAAACGCUCCCCGCGGACUUCAUCGAGCGAUUCCCAAAGAUCUCGCGGGAGCAAGCCGGCCACCUGCGCCACUUCCACAACCUCGCCACCCAGAAAGAUGGCGAGUGGAAGCACAUGGGCAGCCAGGAGCCCGGGCAAGAAUGGCUCGACGCCUACCGCUACCAGCUGGCGACCAUGGCCUACGCCGCCGGCGCCGCGCACUAUCACCACUUGCCCGCGUUGAGGUCCACCUUCAAGUCCUUGCUGGAGAGCCUGAUUCACAAGAUGCUGCUGCGGGAUGUUUGGGGAUACUGGUUCUUGACGAGUCACAGCGGGAUUAUGGUCGACCCGGAUAUCAAGGAGCUGAGGAAGCCUUGGGCUGAUCCGGUUGUUCGCGAAAACAUCAUGUACUCCGGACAUCUCCUUCUCAUGGUCUCGCUCCACGAGAUGCUCUUCCACGAGGGCAGGUUCGACGAGGAGGGCUCGAUCGAAUUCAACUGGAACCCCAUCUUCUGGGGCAUGGGGCCAGAGAGGUUCUGCUACACGAGGAAGACGCUGCAGGAGGCCAUACUGCGGGAGAUGGAGCGGGAGAACUGGCUGGGGGUGUGCUGUGAGCCGAAUAGCAUCUUCGUCGUUUGCAACCAGUUUCCUUUGAUUGCAUUGAGAUAUAACGAUGUCCGGGACAAGGUCGACAUCUCUACGGGUGUGUUGGAAAAGUACCAAGCCGCAUGGAAAGCCAAGGGCAUGGUCUCAGACGACGGUCUCAUCGUCGACUGGUACUCGCCCAAGCAGAACCGAACAAAGCCCCCGUCCGACAUUGCCUUCACCUCUUGGGCUCUCGCAUUCAUGAACUCCUGGAACCCAGACUUCGCCCGCCGCACGAGCAAAGACAUAGCCACCGGGUACCUGGCCAAGUCCGCCGAGGGCUACGUCUUCGUCCCCAAUCCCGAAGUCUCGUUCAAGAUCCGCGAACUCGUGACGUCGGAGCGCCUCGACCCCAUGGACCCGGCCACCUACGCCAGGGCCGCGAAAGCGGUCGCCGAGCAGAACUUGCCGGCGAGCAAGUUCCCCUUCACGAAGCCGCAUUUUGCGUACGCAGCGAUGUGGGCGUCGGAGUUGGCGGAACCGAAGCAUGUGGACGGGUUGCUCGCGUAUGCGGAUGCGAAGAUGAAUCCGACGUGGGAGGACGGAGGCCUGUUUUAUGGCAGCGGCGGCAGGUCUGAGGGGGGCUCCGGGGUGGAUGUGAUAAGCGGCAAUGCUGCGGUUGCGUAUGCGAGGUUCAACGCCCCGGAUGGCCAGCGUAGGAUGUAUGAGAAGCCUUGGGACGAGGAGCACUUUGCGGCUGUGCCUUUUGUUAAGAAUGUUGAUCUCGCGAGUGGGGUUGACUUCUUGCGAGGAAGCUGGGAUGAGGGGCUUCAGGCGCUGGCGGUUACGCUGCGCUCGUGGGAUGGCACAAGCAAGAGCAUUCAGCCUCAGUUUACCGGGCUUCGAGAGGGCACGUAUGGCAUCUAUCAAAACGGUGUGCUUCAUCAGACACAUGAAGUCAAGGGCAGAGACGACGUUAUCGCGCUUGACCUUCAGGUAUCAGGGGAUGAGGUUGACCUGGUUCUGGUGAGGUCUCACUGA
Molecule: messenger RNA, 1686 nt
Organism: Colletotrichum gloeosporioides
Lineage: Eukaryota; Fungi; Ascomycota; Sordariomycetes; Glomerellales; Glomerellaceae
Exons: 6
Coding region: 1-1686 (561 amino acids)
Source: RefSeq, a predicted model, not a curated record